Messenger RNA from Mirounga angustirostris (Northern elephant seal), 7982 nucleotides. RefSeq names its product toll like receptor 2 (gene TLR2). Gene Ontology annotation, cellular component: plasma membrane. NCBI's taxonomy places the organism in Eukaryota, Metazoa, Chordata, Mammalia, Carnivora, Phocidae. Bases 577 to 2934 code for a protein of 785 amino acids. Gene Ontology annotation, molecular function: triacyl lipopeptide binding; protein binding; transmembrane signaling receptor activity. The record is from RefSeq and is a predicted model, not a curated record. The transcript is spliced from 2 exons. Gene Ontology annotation, biological process: immune response; toll-like receptor signaling pathway; inflammatory response.
CUCCUCCCCUGACCUCCAACAGCCCCAGCGCCCUCCCCCGACGCGGGCGCCGCCGGCCGCCACCUCCGUCAAGGUCACCUGACGCAGCCCGGGGCCAAGGCGGGCGGCGCGGGGCCACAGCGCCCGGCGUGCGCACCGAGCUCGGGCCUCGCCUCCCCGUGCGCGCCGGCGCGCUUAGCGGACGGGCGGUCCCCGCAGCCGGCGAGGAGGGACAUCCGGCCCGCGCACUUUUCCUUUCGCGGCCCGCCUCGGCCCCGGCGCGUCGCGUCCGGAGGCGGCGAGGAGGCGCGGCCCGACGGCGGCUCCGUCAGCCCCCAGGUACGUCGGGCCGUUCUCGCCGCCGCGCCCCAAAGCUCCCCGCAGCCGUGCGCGGGGGUGCGCUGGGCGUCGACGCGGGCGCGGGGGACCCUUGCUUCCCUCUCGCCUGCGCGCGGGGCCCGAGGCUGGUUGGCCGGCGGGCGGGCUGGGGUUGGGGGGAGAGCACCCGGGGAACGAGGACCCGACCCGAAGCCCCGGUCUGCACGCCACCCUUCUCCCCGAGCGGGGGCGACGACGGUCAGGUUGGACCACUGGACCAUGUCACGUGUUUUGUGGACAGUAUGGGUGUUGGGGGCUGUAACCAACCUCUCCAAGGAAGAGGCCCCUGAUCAGGCUUCUUCUCUGUCCUGUGACCCCACUGGUAUCUGCGACGGCCACUCCAAAUCUUUAAGCUCCAUCCCGGCAGGGCUCACGGCAGCUGCGAGAAGCCUCGACCUCUCCAACAACGAGAUCGCCUCCAUCAGCGCCACUGACCUGCGGGGCUGUGUGAACCUCAAGGCUCUGAAGCUGGCGUCUAAUGGAAUUACCACGAUAGAGGAAGAAUCUUUUGCUUCCCUGCAGAGUCUCGAACACUUGGACUUAUCCUAUAAUCUCUUAUCUAACUUAUCAUCUUCCUGGUUCAGGCCCCUUUCUUCCCUGAAGUUCUUAAACUUACUGGGAAAUCUUUACAAAUCACUCGGGGAAACACCUCUUUUUUCUCAGCUCACAAAUCUGCGAAUUCUGAAAGUAGGAAAUAUUGACCACUUCACUGAGCUUCAGGUAAAGGAUUUUGCUGGACUCACUUUUCUUGAGGAACUUGAGAUUGAAGCUUCAAGUCUCCAGAGGUACGAGCCAAAGAGUUUGAAGUCAAUUCAGAACAUCAGCCACUUGGCUCUUCGUAUGAAGCAGCCUGUUUUACUGCUGGAGAUUUUUGUAGAUCUUUCAAGUUCCUUGAAACAUUUAGAACUGAGAGACACUCAUUUGAACACUUUCCGGUUUUCAGAAGCAUCCAUCAGUGAAACAAAUACACUGAUUAGAAAGUGGACAUUUAGAAAUGUGAAAGUCACCGAUGGAAGUUUUAGCGAAAUUGUGAAACUGUUGAAUUAUGUUUCUGGAGUGUCAGAAGUCGAGUUUGAGGACUGUACCCUGGAUGGGCUUGGUGAUUUUGACGUACCCGGUAGUGACAAAAUUAAAAGUAUAGGUGGGAUAGAGAUAUUAACAGUACGGAGGUUGUAUAUUCCAUAUUUUUACUCAUUUUACGAUAUGAGUAGUAUCUAUUCACUUACAGUAGAAGUUAAAAGAAUCACAGUAGAAAGCAGUAAGGUUUUUCUGGUUCCUUGUUCACUUUCACAACAUCUAAAAUCACUAGAAUAUCUGGAUCUCAGUGACAAUUUAAUGCUUGAGGAAUACUUGAGAAACUCAGCCUGUGAGCAUGCCUGGCCCCUCCUGCAAACCUUAAUUUUAAGGCAAAAUCGUUUGAAAUCAUUAGAAAAAACCGGAGAAACUUUGCUUACUCUGAAAAACCUGACUAACCUUGAUAUUAGUAAGAAUAAUUAUGUUUCUAUGCCUGAAACUUGUCAGUGGCCAGAGAAGUUGAAAUACCUGAACUUAUCCAACACGAGAAUACACAGUGUCACCCCUUGCAUCCCCUGGACACUGGAAAUUUUAGAUAUUAGCAAUAACAAUCUCGAUUCAUUUUCCCUGAUUUUGCCACAACUCAAAGAACUUUAUAUUUCCGAAAAUAAGUUGAAGACUCUACCGGAUGCCUCCUUCUUACCCAUGUUACGCGUCAUGAGAAUCAGCAGAAAUAUAAUAAGUACUUUCUCGAAGGAGCAGCUUGAAUCUUUUCACACACUGGAGGCCCUGGACGCCGGCGGUAACCAUCUCCUUUGCUCCUGUGAAUUCCUGUCGUUCACUCAGGAGCAGCGAGCGCUGGUCCAGAUCCUGAUCGACUGGCCAGAGAACUACCGGUGUGACUCUCCGUUCUCUGUGCGCGGCCGGCGGGUUCGGGACGCGCAUCUCCCGGCCUCUGAAUGCCACCGGGCAGCUCUGGUGUCUGCCGUGGGCUCUGUCCUCCUCCUGCUACUUCUGCUCACGGGGGUCCUGUGCCACCGCUGCCACGGGCUGUGGUACCUGAAGAUGAUGUGGGCCUGGCUCCAGGCCAAAAGGAAGCCCAGGAAAGCGCCCCCCAGGGACCUCUGCUACGAUGCCUUUGUGUCUUACAGUGAGCGCGAUGCCUACUGGGUGGAGACCGUGAUGGUCCAGGAGCUGGAGCACUUCGACCCUCCCUUCAGGCUGUGUCUUCAUAAGCGGGACUUCAUCCCUGGCAAAUGGAUCAUUGACAAUAUCAUCGACUCCAUCGAGAAGAGCCACAAGACCAUCUUCGUGCUGUCUGAAAACUUCGUGAAGAGCGAGUGGUGCAAGUAUGAGCUGGACUUCUCCCAUUUUCGCCUCUUUGAUGAGAACAACGAUGCUGCCAUUCUCAUUCUUCUGGAGCCCAUUGAGAAAAAGGCCAUCCCCCAGCGUUUCUGUAAGCUGCGGAAGAUAAUGAACACCAAGACCUACCUGGAGUGGCCCACAGAUGAAACUCAGCAGGAGGGGUUUUGGUUAAAUUUGAGAACAGCAAUAAAGUCCUAGAUUCCUUCAUGAAAGGCCAGUCUGGGUCUGGUGGAGGUCUUUAUGUCACUAGUGGUAGCUAAGUCCAUUCUGACACAGUUCUAUGCAAACUACACAAAUGCACUGUCCUUUGCAGACUUGCUUACUAAAACCACUAAAAUUGUUCAUAUUUUGUUUUAUAAAAACUACCAGAUUGAAAAUAAAAGGUUCUUGGUUUUUCUUUAUCCUGUGAGAUAAUCAUGAUCUAAGUGCAUUAUUGACAUCAGAAUUAUCUGUAGCAAUUGGCUUAGUUCAUUAGGAAAUAGCACAAAUGAACAGAUCUCAUAUGAAUUCUUGGUCAGUUUUCUGCAAGGACUCUUAUCCCCGUAGAUGGCAUUCUCUACCCCACUUAGCUGUCUCCUCUCUGUGUGACUCCUCUCAAGAACAACAAGGGAAAAGGUUGGGGAACUCAGCCAAAGUUGUUGCUAUUCUGAGAAAAAAAGUGCCUUGAAUCCCCAUUAAACUUUACAGGAUGCAAAAUACCUAGGUGGUGUUUUUACGUGACCUGGGUCUGAGUGUUGGAUAGGUUUCUCCAGUCCCAGUCACUUGAGAGAGGAUAUAGAACACACUAAACAGUAAAUUAUAUCUUUCCAUGAAAAUGAAACUAAUGAAGUACAGCUGACCCUUAAACAACGCAGGAGUUAGGGGCAGUGACAUACCCUCUCCCCGCUGUGCACUCGGAAAUUUGUGUAUAUAACUUUUGACUUCCCAAAACUAACUACUAGUAGUUUACGGUCGACCAGAACCCCUGCCGAUAACAUAAACAGCCGAUUAACACACAUUUUGUGUAUGUAUUAUAUAUGGUAUUCUUACAGUACAGUCAGCUAGAAAAAAGAAAACGUUAUUAAGAAAAUCAUAAAUCGGGCGCCUGGGCGGCUCAGUCGUUAAGCGUCUGCCUUCGGCUCAGGUCAUGAUUCCAGGGUCCUGGGAUCGAGCCCCGCAUCGGGCUCCCUGCUCGGCGGGAAGCCUGCUUCUCCUUCUCCCACUCCCCCUGCUUGUGUUCCUUCUCUCGCUGUGUCUGUCUCUGUCAAAUAAAUAAAAUCUUAAAAAAAAAAAAAAAAAAGAAAAUCCUAAAUCUGCGCAUAAAUGGACCCACGCAGUUCAAACCAGUGCUGUUCAAGGGUCAAGUGUAAAUAAAAUAACUCAGUUUAGAGGACUUCCAAAGAAGCUCCCACAUCCCUAACUCUGAUCUUCCUUCAGCCUUCCUUCAGCAUUCUGUGUGAAGUUCUGAUGAGUUUCUAGUUACUCCAUCUUCUAAUCCAUUUCCCUGCCGCAUCUUGCUUUUUUUUUUCUUCUGAAAGUAUUAUUUCUCAUUCUCAAAAAGCCUCUUUUCCCCCCUCUGAACAUUUACAAAAGCACAUGUGAGCUAAAUAGAUUUUUAAACAAGUAUAUACCUAGUGAUUCCUCAAAAUGACCCCCAAAAUAGUUGAUACACAAUAAUUUAAAGAUAGAUAUUACGUCCACAUGUUAAUUUUUUUAAAAGAUUUUAUUUUUAUUUUUGCGAGAGAAUGAGCAUGAGCCGGGGGGGGGUGGGGGCGGGGGCGGGUAGCCGAGGGAGAAGGAGACUCCGCUGAGCAGGGAGCCCGAUGUAGGACUCGAUCCCAGGACCAUGGGAUCAUGACCUGAGCCGAAGGCAGACGCUUAACCGUCUGAGCCACCCAGGAGCCCUCCACAUGUUAAUUUUUAUAAUCUAGAAUUCUACAUUACGUUUAAUGCAAUUAAUUAAGCUAAGGGCUAUUUACUGAUUCAAUGGAAAUUUCUUCUUAAACUGGGAACCACUUGUGAAAGGAAGCAAACUUCCUCUGACCUGCUCUGUUCUUAGCCAGAACUGGGUUUGUGUGGUUGAUUGGGCUCUGGAGUCAGAAAAACCUGGGUCAGUAGAUGUGUAUCUUUGGGCAAGUCCCUUAACUGACCCCAAAUAUUUUUCUGCCCUUAGAAUAGGAACACUAGUAUCUACAUCAUGUAGGUCUGAAUGUACAGUAGUUUAGGUAAACUACUGAGCGCGUGCCCCUUGGUUACCAUCCCCUCUGGAAGGUCGAGGGGGGCAAGAGGACCAAGUCUUUGAGAAUGGGAACCAUGGGUGCUAGCGUGGGGUGACAGCAGUGACUAUAGUAGAUGUUAGCUACUAUUUUUUUUCCAAGAAGUGGUUUGUCUUCUUAUAGAUUAGUUUGUAAAUGUAUAUUUUUCUGUUACGGGUACUAGCAGUGAUACAAGGGACCCUGUUUUUUGCAGAAAAAUACUCCAGAGAAAUAAGUUCAUUAAGGGCAGAGCAGUUUUAGUCCUGGGGAAACUCACAGAGUCUUUCUUCUCUCUCGUACCAACUCUUGGGAAAGUGUUAUGGAGGAGAUAGUAGCCAGCCUAAGCAAUAAAAUGGACAAGUUCAGGAGAAGGUAGGGUGUUACAAAAACCAAAGACAAUAAUGGACUUCUUGCUUUAUUUCUUUAUGUCUUACAUUUAAGCACGAUGUUAAUUAUCAUGAGAACCAGACAAAUUUAACAUAGACUUGGUCUGUAGAUUUAUUUCCAAUAAUUUAAAUAGCAAGAGAAAGAGCUCCAUAGUUAGUUGGUAGAUUGAAAGUAAUGUUAUAAAAAUAAUCUUUAUUUUUCUCAUCGCAGAUGUUAAACAUGUUCACCAUAGAAAUUUUGGAAAAGAGAUAGGAGCAUAUAAAGAAAGUAAGAAUCCACUCUUAUCCCUUCACCUUGGGAGAACCACUGGUAACUGUGUAGUGUAUAUAGCUCUGCAUAAUUUUUUCAAUGUAUAUGAACAUAUUACCUUACAAAAUUGGGAUUAGAUUUUAAAUACCUUAACUAUAAAGAAAAUAGCAUCUUUGUUUUGUGUGUGUGAGGUUGUUUAGUGAUUAUCCAAAAUUUCUGAACUCUGAGGGUCAUUCAGAAUUCCACAUAGAUACAUACUGGUCUAAUUGCCCAGAGUUCUAAAGGGUUCUAAAGGCUACCUUCCCAUCCAAGUACUAACCAGGCUACCCUCAUGCAGCUGUCCAUAAAAGAUAAAUGGGAGGGGCGGCCCAGGUGGCUCAGUCGGUUAAGCAUCAAACUCUCGAUUUUGGCUCAGGUCAUGGUCUCAGGGUCGUGAGAUUGAGCUCCACGUUGAGCUCCUCGCUUGGGUCGAAGUCUGCUUGAGAUUCUCUCUCUUCCUCUCCCUCUGCCCCUCGCCCCCUGCUCGCUCUCUCUCUUAAAAAAAAAAGAUAAAUAGGAAAAUACAUCAGAGGUCAAUUUAAGGGCUCCUUCUUUUAUAGAAGAAAAAACUUUUAGUUAAUGCUUUAUCCAACAGUGAAGACUUUUGUCAGUAGACUAUAAGCUCAGGAAUCUUGUUUUAUCUCCUUAAUCCUUGCACAUGCCCGGUAUAUAAUAUGUAUCGAACUAUUGAAGUAUUUGUUGAGUAGAGAAAUAAACCAGAGUUAAAUCUAAUAAUCUGGAUGGUGAACCAGUCAUAAUACUGAAGUACUGAGCAGUUUCAAGAAGGAAUAUUACCAACAGGUAAAAAUCUUAGCAUGAGUUAUCUUCAUUACAACCGUGAUAAGACUUUGAAGAGCAUUAAGUUAAGUACGUUGCCUAGGUUUUUGACAAUAGGUGUGUUUCCUUUCUACUUCAUGUAAGUGUAAUGUCUCCAGGUAUGCAGAAUAGAUGUCUGAUAUUAGGUAUACAGUGGUGGCUGUUUUAACUACUCACCACCAGUUUAAAACCAAAUACAUUUUGGGAGGCCAAUGUAUUUAUUGCUCUUGAGUUAAUUCUUUCUGACCGUUCUUUCCUAUUCCAUUACUUUUAUCCCUUCCUGCUGGAUUAAUUCAUUCUUUCAACAAAUAAUUAUUGAGUGCCUACUAGAUGCCAGGCUACUCCAUGUGCUGGAGGUACAGCAGGGAACUAGAUCCCUAAAAUUCUCUGCCUUCACGGAGGGGAAACACACAAUAAAAAAAUAAAUGUAUCAUAAUGAGUUCAGGUAUUGAUAAGCGCUAUGAAGAGAAUAAAACCAGAGCACAAUGGAAGAGAGUGGUUCUCCUCCCCUUUAGUGCAGCCCUAUAUGGGGCAGGUGCACUUGGCAGGCCCAGGGAACGCAGCGCACCUCCAGCCCGGCCUGUUAAAUGGGCUGUGGCACCUAAUGCUAGACUUUUCCAGAAUAACACCGUCUAUGCCGAAGGGCUUUCUAGUCAAAGCCGCCAUGUGGUGACAAGCACAUAGAGCAGAGAAGACCAUAUCCUGAAGCUGUAGAUUACAUAACAACUCUGCCUACUUCGUUGAAGAUGUUGAACUCACCAGAAGAUAUUAGCUAUCACUAAAGGUUGUACGUAAAGUACAUUAUCAGCCAAAUUAGAGGUUGGGUGUCCAUGGUGGGUUGUAACAAAUGUGUUGCAUGGAUUAGAAAAUGAUCACAAUGGGAAAGAUGCAAAGUAUGCUGUAUUUGUUUAUGUUGUUCAAAAUUAAAAUCAAACACAGAGACCAGAUUUGAAAACUCCCUGAGUGGACAAAACCAGUUUAGUCUUUUUUUUUUUUUUAAGAUUUUACUUAUUCAUUUGAGAGAGAUAGAGAGAGCAUAAGCCAGUGGGGAGAGGCAGAGGAGAAGCAGACUCCCGGAGUGGGGAGUCCAACACGGGGCUCGAUCCCAGAACCCCAGGACUAUGACCCAAAGGCAGAUGCUUAACCAACUGAGCCACCUAGGUGCCCCCAAACCAGUUUAGUCUUACAAGCAAAGCUUGAUUUAACUUAUUUUGCAAGACAAGUAAGGCUAACUUGAUCCGGGUACUUCUUGCUUAGGCCUCUGAAAAUCAUAAGCAAGACUUAAAUUGUUUUCCCAAAAUUGAUAUGAGGUGAUCACUAACCAAUUCCCUUUCAUUUAAGAGAAUUCCAGUAUUAUAACCAAUCACUGUGAAGAAUACACAGUCCCUGCGUCUGCACUAUAUAAGCUGUUGCCUUAACAUACACCUCUGAGCUUCAUUCUGUGUUUUUGUCUGAGUGCUCUUGGUUUGCAAACGAUCUUUCUGAUGUGUGCACAAUAAACUUUUACUGAUUACUACUUUA